Molecule: messenger RNA, 589 nt
Organism: Polistes dominula (European paper wasp)
Lineage: Eukaryota; Metazoa; Arthropoda; Insecta; Hymenoptera; Vespidae
Product: magnesium-dependent phosphatase 1
Molecular function (GO): acid phosphatase activity
Source: RefSeq, a predicted model, not a curated record
ACAUGUCAGAAAAGAAACCCAAAAUAAUUGUUUUUGAUUUAGAUUAUACGUUAUGGCCUUUCUGGGUUGAUACACAUGUAACACUUCCAUUUAUAAAACGGAAAAAUAAUGAAAUAAUUGAUGCACAUGGUCAAAUAAUACGUUAUUAUAAAGAUGUACCUGAUGUAUUAAAUAAAUUGUUGGAGGAAGGAUAUGAACUUGGCAUAGCAUCGCGUACUUCAGAAAUUAAAGGUGCUAAACAAUUGGUGAACUUAUUCGAUUGGGAGAAAUAUUUUAAAUAUAAAGAAAUAUAUCCUGGUGUAAAAACAGCACAUUUUUCACAGAUCAAAAAAUUAUCUAACGUCGAGUACAAAGAUAUGUUAUUUUUUGAUGACGAACAACGAAACAUAAAUGAUUUAAAUAAAAUAGGAGUGCUGUCUAUUUUGGUUGAAAAUGGUGUUACGCAUGAAGUUAUAAGUAAUGGUUUGAAAAUAUUUGCUAAAUCUUAAUUACCGUAAGUUCUUAAACAUCAUAUUGUAAAUAUGUCUAUAGAUAUUUUCUGCAGCAGUUUGUAUGUCAAAUGGUACUUUAUUCUUAUCAUAUAAAAUCA